AUGACACUGCAAGUUAUGGGUUACUCUCCUACCUUUACCUUCUUACCGCUGGAGUUAGACUCAGAUUUACAAGAAAUAAUGUUUAAUGCGACUCUGGAUGUAAUGUGUGGAACGCCGCAACCACUUGUUAUAGACUCGUAUAAAGAGCUAGGUCUUGUAAAAGGUUCUUCGGAUAAGGUUUUUCCAGGCUGUUUUCGAGUUAACCGCUGCCGUCACUCGGGUUGCUGCGCAGAUGGGUUUGUGUGCAAAGCAAAACAUUCGGCCUUAGUUGAAAAAAGGUUUUUGCUCUAUGAAACGAACACUCAGCAAGUACAACUGAAGUAUCAUAGUGUAGUCAGCCAUUCAAAUUGCUCCUGCGUUAGACUCAUUAGUUGCAGAAAGCAAACUUGCGAGGUUACACAAGUGUGGAAUAAGGAUACCUGUUCGUGUGAAUGCGCCAGCAGGUGUCCUGAUCAGUACAUACAAGACCGUAACACAUGCCUGUGUGAAUGUGCACUUGAUGAUCGCCAAUGCUUACAAAUAUCAAAAGGAAUAAUCAAACUACCGAAAGACCAAUGCAGAGCAUUGGAUUGGAACGCAAUAGAAUUUGUACCAUGUGAAAAAGGUAAAACGUUCUACAAAGAUUGUUGUAAAUGUUUGAAGAAACCGUGCGAGAAAGCUAGAGCAAGUAUUCAACGCAAGGUACAAACAUCUUCCGGCCCACCUUCUGACAAAACGCCGGUUGUCGGCGAUACACCCCUUCUCUCAUCUAGUUUUUCUGUAAGCAUUAUUUCUAAAAUAGACGAAGCGUCAUUUGACUCUCAGAAAAACCUUAAUAAAUACAAAUUAAUGAGUCAAUCGAAUAUGGACGAGCAUUCUUCAAGUGAAGAUAGUUCCGAAGAAUAACGAGUUCUGAAGAUUAACAAUAAUGAUCGGUAAGGACAGGUUAUAAACACUUCCAAAUAUUGACAAAGGCCACCACUAUGGCGCCGAUAAGCUUCUUCUUCUCGUAUCACCACUUCUUCUCGUAUUAUAAUUUAAAUUUGGGUUUAAUUCUAUAAUUGAGUAUUUAGGUUUUGUUAUCAAAUUUUUAUGUCCAUUGUACAAUGUAGCUUGUUAUCAAAAUGUUACUACUAUGUUUCAAGUUCUCCCCAAUUAUAAUUUUAUACCGUAAUCAUUAAACUUUAAUUUACAUCAUCAA
Molecule: messenger RNA, 1180 nt
Organism: Anneissia japonica
Lineage: Eukaryota; Metazoa; Echinodermata; Crinoidea; Comatulida; Comatulidae
Product: vascular endothelial growth factor C-like
Exons: 4
Coding region: 1-885 (294 amino acids)
Source: RefSeq, a predicted model, not a curated record